Messenger RNA from Helianthus annuus (common sunflower), 741 nucleotides. RefSeq lists its product as uncharacterized. The transcript has a single exon. Lineage: Eukaryota; Viridiplantae; Streptophyta; Magnoliopsida; Asterales; Asteraceae. Gene Ontology annotation, biological process: base-excision repair. Gene Ontology annotation, cellular component: nucleus. Gene Ontology annotation, molecular function: phosphoric diester hydrolase activity; DNA-(apurinic or apyrimidinic site) endonuclease activity; double-stranded DNA 3'-5' DNA exonuclease activity. Bases 1 to 741 code for a protein of 246 amino acids. The record is from RefSeq and is a predicted model, not a curated record.
AUGAAUUACUUAUCUGCAAACAUUAGAGGGGCGGGUGAUCCUAUGAAAGCGGAUCAUAUAAAAGAAUUGAAAAGGAAAAACAAUAUAAAUUUCAUUGCAAUUCAAGAGACCCAGUUCACAGACUCAUCCAAACUUAAGGUAAACACUUUCUGGGAUAAUUCUAAUUUUGAGUCUGAGUCAGUGGCGGCUAUGGGCAGAUCUGGUGGUUUGCUAAAUAUUUGGGACCCAACGGUUUUUUCUAGAAAAUCCUCGAUUUCUAACAGGUUCAAUCUGGCCACAAUUGGGGAAUUAAUAAAUGGGGGUGGUGAAAUUAACGUUGUGAAUGUUUACGCACCACAUGAUAUUAAUCUUAAAAAAGACCUAUGGGUGGAAUUAACCAGCCUUAUGACGACCUACAAUGGGGCAUGGAUUCUCAUGGGGGAUUUUAAUUGUGUACGAGAACCCUGUGAAAGGAAAAACUCAAAAUUCAACUCACAAAUGGCUGAAUCGUUCAAUCAAUUUAUUUGCUUAGUUGCCUUAUCAGAAUACACUAUGUUGGGCUGCUCUUUCACUCACAGAUCUGAUGAUGGCAAACGGUUUAGUAAAAUCGAUAGGAUGCUGGUCUGUCCUUCGUUUCUAUCCAAAUGGCCGUCUGCAGUUCUAACUGGUCUGCAGAGAUACAGGUCUGAUAAUCGACCUCUUUUAUUAACAUGCAAUGAUGUAAGAUUUGGUAUUCCUCCAUUUCAAUUCUUCAAUUCCUGA